Messenger RNA from Cataglyphis hispanica, 10419 nucleotides. It is a transcript of the gene mnb, whose product is annotated as serine/threonine-protein kinase minibrain. The transcript has 9 exons. Gene Ontology annotation, biological process: positive regulation of DNA-templated transcription; protein autophosphorylation; peptidyl-threonine phosphorylation. The record is from RefSeq and is a predicted model, not a curated record. NCBI's taxonomy places the organism in Eukaryota, Metazoa, Arthropoda, Insecta, Hymenoptera, Formicidae. Bases 2228 to 4321 code for a protein of 697 amino acids. Gene Ontology annotation, molecular function: transcription coactivator activity; protein serine/threonine/tyrosine kinase activity; protein serine/threonine kinase activity. Gene Ontology annotation, cellular component: nucleus.
UCGCGUUAAAGAGCGGAGAAUCGAUCGCGUCGUGUCGCGUGGAAAAAUCGCGCCAGUGAGGAGGCGACGAUCGCGCGCGCGAACCACGUGAUAAUACGUCGCCGCACGCGAACCGCGAAUUGCGAGUGGAAUCAGUCGGUGAUCCACGGGAUCACGCGUCUACUGCAACGCGGUGAUCAACCAUAACCUGAAAGACCGGCGUGCAGCCAAUCGCUUCCUCAGAGGAGGAGGAUAGCGCGCGGCUCCGCUUACCAACUGUCAAAUCUACUCGAACGCGAGAAAACGUCAGGAUAAAUAUAUGAUUUAAUCCGCUCAACAGGAGCGUAUAGUGUGUAUGUGCCUCGAGCAAAAGGAACAUCCUCGUGAAUCAUUUCUCGGAGCGCGAAAUAUCAUCGGUUCGACAUUUUUUGUUUUUAAUAGCAGGAGGAGAGAGGACGCCGGUGUGUGCCGUGAUCAUCAAUUACCAUCAAUCAUUAAUCAUUGCUAUCAUCAAUCUAACCUUUCGAACAUCACGACAAAAAAAAUUCUGCGAGAAAAAAAAGAGAAAGAGACGCGUCGACGAGUUUCACGGUCGCGAUCCGAUUACGAUCGGCGAAAGGAAAGGCAGCGAGGGAAUUAUUUCGCGCGCGCGCGCUCUCGCGUGUGAAGGAAGCCGCGCGAUCGGAACUCGCGUCGUACUUCGCUUCGUUGACGUCGUAUGUCCGUGGCCGUGCGCGUCGCAUCGCGUCGCGUCACGUCGCGUUUCGUCUUUUUUCGCGCUCCGUUCGACGAGGAAAGUGCGUUCGCGCGCAAACCAGCGCGCGUCAUGCUCGCGGUGACAGCUCGGCGAUAAAGUGUGAUUUUUCUCUCGCAGUGUUUCGUCUUCUUUCACGUACGCGCGCAAGUAUCUCGGAUAUACAUAUAUAUAUAUCCGGUUUUCAUUUCCCUCUUCAUACUGUCUGUGAAGUGAAGUGCGCGACUGUUAAAUCUGUGAAACGUACGUGGUGUGUGUGCCGCAUAUACAACACAUACAUAUUAUCUGUAUCAUCCAGUGUGCCCGGUUGUGCGAAAAUUUUCAUUCUCGUCGUGUGCCCGAGUUUUUCCCCUUUCUCGAGAUUCCACUUCUACCUUCUCUCCUAUUCACGGCGUCAUCGGCGUACUUUCGACGAACGAAGAAAAGGUCCUCAUAAAGGAAAACGCGUUCCCGCCUUUGUGAGAGAGGAAUCGCAUCGAAAGGUAUCAUCGCAUCAUCCUGUCGCCGGUUUGCAGCAUGAAGGCUGACAGCGAUGCGAAGUGAAUAGGCGGCCCACUCGUUCUCCUCACUUGCCCCUUUCUCGAAAUACGCACCUGCUAACAAACAGAAAACGAAGGCUGAACCCUCUGACUGUAUACAUAUAUAUUUAGGAAAAGGAAGAGAAAAAAAAAGACCGCAACGGAUCACCGCCAAAAGCUAGUAGAAGUUUAGUCAAAGUGUGAGAGCGAGCGAACGAGACAAAUAUAUAUAUAUAUAUAUAUAUAUAUAUAUAUAUAUAUAUACACACACACACACACACAAUACACAUAUAUGUAUAUAGAAAGAGAAAACGAGGAAGAGAACGGGAGAAACACAAGAUACAUAUACAUAUAUAAAUAUAUAUAUAUAAAUGUAAGAGAAGGCGAUUCGUGAGUGUGCGUGUAAAUAAGAGCUAUUUUUCGUAUGAGAGCGAGAAAGACGACGCGCCCUGGCCGGAGAGAAGCGCGAAACGAUACGUUCGAGAAUAUCGUCGAACGAGGGAAGAUUUAAGGUGCUUCUCCUGAAGAAGAGGGCCGAGUUCAUCGAGUGGAAGAAAGGAAGGAGAAGAGGACGACGACGACGACGACGACGACGACGUGAUUUUUCGUCAACGAACGACGGAAGAGAGCGAAGGGGUACGUCGCGUCACGAUUGUUUGGACGUUGUUUCGAUGCUCUCCAAUCCGGAUCGCCGGUGUUUCUCCCCCCUAAAGAGGAGUAGUCCCCCUCACGGAGACUGACCCGGCCGAUAUUGCCGAGGAAGGAAUCGCCGAGGAAGAGGCGAAUAUCGAGAAUAAAGCGGAGAAAGAGAUCGAGAAGGAAGAAGGGGAGAGGAAGAAAAAAAAAGGGGGGGAAGGAAAUAUAGAGAGCAGUUGUGUGUGUGUGCGGCAUCGAGAGAGGACCGGCUCCAUGUUGUGAGCGUCUGAGGACUGCCGAGGGCAGCAGCGAAAGGGCGGAGUAGGGUGCCACCGCCGUUAUGGAGUACGGUGGCGGGGGCGGUGGGGCACGCGGAGGUGUCCAGCCACCCUCCGCGGGGGCGAGGGGCAUCGCCGGAACCGACACUACCGACGCUGCGUGGCACAAACACGAACAAAUGAUGCUCAUGGAGUCCAGGCACAAGCAACAAUUGAGUGGGGGGAGGACGGGGACCGGCGGUGCGCCCCUUUACGGGCGCCUGGUGGCCGAGGAGCCCAUGCCCUCCGCGGUAUGCGGUGGUGCCGGUGCGGCGGGUGGCGGGGCUGCCGGCGGGGUCCCGCAGGAGACCCCCUCGGACAUUCACGCCAUGCAGGCCAGGAUACCCCACAGGUUUCGCGAUCCAGCGACGGCGCCCCUCAGGAAACUCAGCGUCGACCUCAUCAAGACCUACAAACACAUCAACGAGGUUUAUUAUGCGAAGAAGAAGAGGAGAGCACAGCAGAUGCAAGGAGAGGAUGGCUCGCAUAAAAAGGAGAGGAAACUCUACAACGAUGGUUGGGAUGAUGAUAAUCACGAUUAUAUUAUCAAGAAUGGGGAAAAGUUCCUCGAUCGAUACGAGAUCGAUUCAUUAAUAGGUAAAGGCAGUUUUGGCCAAGUAGUGAAAGCGUUUGACCACGAAGAGCAGACGCAAGUGGCAAUAAAAAUCAUCAAGAACAAGAAACCUUUUCUAAAUCAAGCGCAAAUCGAAGUUAGGCUAUUGGAAAUGAUGAACAGAGCGGAUACCGACAACAAGUAUUAUAUAGUUAAACUGAAGAGGCAUUUUAUGUGGCGGAAUCACUUAUGUCUAGUAUUUGAACUGCUGUCGUAUAAUCUGUACGACCUACUUAGAAAUACGAAUUUCCGAGGAGUGUCAUUAAAUCUUACAAGAAAGUUUGCACAGCAACUGUGUACUGCCCUCUUGUUCCUGUCUACACCGGAAUUGAACAUCAUUCACUGUGAUCUGAAACCCGAAAACAUCCUUUUAUGCAAUCCCAAACGAAGUGCGAUAAAGAUAGUCGAUUUUGGUAGUUCAUGUCAACUUGGACAAAGAAUAUAUCAGUAUAUUCAAUCCAGGUUCUACAGAUCACCGGAAGUUCUAUUAGGAAUACCUUAUGACCUCGCGAUAGACAUGUGGAGUCUGGGAUGUAUUUUAGUAGAAAUGCACACGGGAGAACCUUUAUUUAGUGGGGCCAACGAGGUCGAUCAAAUGAACAAAAUCGUAGAAGUACUAGGAAUGCCGCCGAAACAUAUAUUGGACCAAGCGCACAAGGCGCGGAAGUACUUUGACAAAGUCCCCACGGAUGGCUCGUACGUGCUGAAAAAAUCCAAGGAUGGUAAAAAAUACAAACCUCCCGGCACGAGGCGCUUACAUGAUAUUCUAGGUGUUGAGAGCGGCGGCCCUGGCGGCAGGAGGAUAGGAGAACCCGGUCACUCGAUGUCCGAUUAUCUCAAGUUCAAAGACCUAAUCGUACGGAUGUUGGACUUUGAUCCGAAGACGAGAGUAACGCCGUAUUACGCACUCCAACACAACUUCUUCAAGAGAACGGCCGAUGAGGGGACCAACACGAAUGUCGCUGCUGCCAAUAGCGCGAGCACGAGUCCGGCAGUGGUGUCGAUGAGCCAGGAUCACGGACUGGUAACCAUGUCGGGACAGGGUGGCAGCGGCAGCAGCAGCAGCGGCGGCAGCAUGCAGCAAAUGCAGGCGUCGAGUCUCCCUGGUGGCGGUUAUCAACCCAUGGACUGCGAGUCCUCGCCUCGUCACACGGGCGGUCGGCGUGCCAUAACAACGGGCUACCCAUCGACAUCGGCCGGGGCACCCGCAUCAGCCCCGAUGACGACGUCCAUGCAAUCCAUGGACAGCUCCCUGAUACAGAGCUCCCUUGGAUCGUACAAUAGCCUAAUUCUUCCUAACAUACCCCAUCUGCCCGCGAUGAUGUCCUCGCCGAUGAUUCAGCAGCAGAACUUCUACAACUACGGCUACUCGACCGCCGAUGCGCAUGGGAUGGUCAGACAACCGUCGACGGUGUCGACCGGUAACCAGCGAGAUGCAGCGGAGAGGGAAGAUAGCCCGAUGGUCGGUGUAUGCGUCCAACAGAGCCCGGUCGCUAUUCACUGAGGUGAUAGAAGUGGACAAUACAGCUGAUUGUAGGCAAUUGCAAGAUUGGUGGAAGAAGAAGACGAUUUAGCUGAUUUAUUACCGGGUAGAGAUCGUGGCAUACUUCGAACGUUUGUCUACGAUAUGUUAUUGUCGUAGCCGAAGAAAGAGGCGAGAGAAGAAGAACAGGAAAUGGCUUGUAAACAUUUUCAAAUGUCGUUCUCCGAUGCUGCUUUCUCGAAGCACAGAGCCAAAAAAAGAAAAAAAAGCACAUCAGUGUUCGCGAUCAGCGAUUAACUUUGACAGUGAGAAUUCAACAAAUUUUUCGGACACACGUUGGUUUGGCUGAACAAUUUUCUGAAAAAUACAGACGAAAAAUUUCCCAGACGAAAAAAUCCACGAGACAUAAACGCAAGUCACAAAGCCCAAAUCUCUCUCUGAGAUUAAGAAAUCACAAAAGCGGGGAGAAGUUUACUCCAAGCUCGGCGGCGAUAACGACUGAAAAAAAUCAACGAGUAGAAAAGAGAAUACGCGAGAGAAAGAAGAGAGAAGGGAAAACAUGGGAGAGAGGUAAACCUCUAUUUCUGUUACGUUGCUGUAUUUUCGUAUCUUUUAUCGAGCUGACUGGCCCUACAUUGAGCGUGGAUAUUACUACGUGUCUAACACGGAUGAUUGACGAAAGCUUCGAGCAUGGACAGACGGUAAUGGUUUAGUGAGGAUGAACCCAGCUGGCCUCUCGGGUCCUGCCCGAUUUCCACGAACACUCUGAGCAGUUUUAGAGAAAACAACUCUGAGCGGGAAAACUUUCGGCAAUCAAACUGUGUGGCCUAGAGAGCGAAAAAGUGAUAAUUACUAUUAUUACUGCGUAAAAGAAAAAAAAGAAGGAAAAGUAAGAAUUACCAAUGUAAGCAUGUACUCCAAUAGAGUUUUAUACACAAUGUCACGGAUGUAAACGGUUUAGCAAGUACUUGCGAGCAAACAGUCGCGUCGACUAGUUAUUUGUACAAUACACUUAGAAUGAAUGAUAAGAGUGCAGCUUUAGGAUUUAGCUUUUAAGUGUGAGGAGGUAACACAUACAUCCACCCAUUCACUCAUCCACACACAACACACACACAUACACACACACACACACACACACACAAAUAUAUAUACAAAACAAUGUAAACUUGACCAUUUUAUUUACUUUAAUGAAAACACAAGAAUGCAAGUUGCGAACGUCAGUUUGUUGUUGAGCAAGGACUUUAAACAAACGGAGUUCGCGCGGCUUAACAACAAUACAUAUUUAUACAUAAAAAAAGAAAAACAGUAAUAAGAAAGUUAAAAAACAGCAUACACGUAAGAUCGAUCAAGAAUGGAAUAUAAUCAUACGAGGAAUCUAGAUAUUUUAUAAUAAACAAUACGCGCGUAUACUCUCACAUGCAUACGUUUCCAACGCCAAUCGUCAUUGAUUUUUGCCGUUUUGCUCCGAUGGUCGCUUAUGCCAUUCGCAUCGAUCGUUAUAUUAGCCCUUUUAUUGUGUACGCAAGAUUUGAUUUUUAUUCGACCAUAAAUGAUUUUUAAUCUCAGUUAAAUUGUGUGAUAUCCCUUUCGAUUAUUUAUGUAUUGUAAAACUAGAUGACGAACAAAGGUAGAAGCCAAUAAUUUAUUUCUUAUUGUCAACGCGUAAUCAUGCGUUUCGUUGUGAAACUACCAAUUGUAAAAGUGUAGUAUAGUACCUGAAGGCAGACCAUUAAAAUGCAACCAUAAUAAAUCCCUCUAUACAGCCCAGAUGUGUUAUGAAAGAAAAAGAAGAGAAUAAAAAAUACGACACUUUUAAUAGAAACUAUAAUAAUAUAACGCUGUAAAGAAAAAGAAAUCUUAAAGAAUUAUGCAUGUUGCUUUUCUCGUAAUCACGAUAGCAAAAAAAAGAAAUGUGGAAAUACUUAAAUCUGUUUACGAAAUAUAUUUUAUAUAAUUGCGGCUUUUUAUACUUCCAUACAUAUACGAAAGAAAAAAAAUGCUCCACGGAGACCUAAGAUUUAGAUAAUAAUUUACCUGUAUGCCAUUUAUUAUAUUAUACAUAGAACAAACGUGUAAUCAUUUUGUUGACGGGUCGCAUCGAUUUACUGUGUAGCUACUUUAGGACAUUUUAGGACUUUAAUUGCUUUAUGAGAGGUCUCUCGUAAAAAUAAAGCUGCAUGUAUAAUUCCCAAUCCGUCAUUUUCAAUGUUUUAAUUGCUAUAUCUUUUUCUUUUUUUUUUUUUUGUACACAAAUUCCAAUGCGUAGAUAGCGGCGGCUUAAGUAAGCACCGUAUUUCGUCUGCAUGACCGCGACUGUUGUCAAAAGAGCUUGGCUAAAAAGAAAAAGAAGAAAAAAAAAAGAAAAAGGUAUUAGACGACCAAGAGAAUUCUUACAAUGUAUUUUCUGGAAAAGUAAUAAUGAGAGUCUCACUGUGAAGUUUAGAUUUGAAUUUUUCUUGUUGUAUUAGUUGUAAAUAUAUAUAUGAGAGAAAUAUAAAAUACUUUUUCGAGUAGAGCUGAGAAAAGUCUAACGUUUCACAAGCCAUUCGAUCUGCUAAGAAUCAUUUUCUUCAUGCGGCCUUUCGAAUGAUUUGUAUAUUUUUAUACACCUGCAAACACAGAAACAUUUGUGGAUACGUUUAAACAAGAUACACACUGCGCGCGCGGAACGUUCUAUAUUGCAACUCAGACGUUGAGGUUUGUUAUACUCGAAUUUAUACUAAGUUACCGAGCGAAAACAAAUUUUCUAACAGUAUUUAAUAAUGUAAAUCACCGACGGACAAAUAGAAAAUACGAUGCCCUACAAACCUGUAUCAUAAAUGUUUUUUAUAUCGCAUUGAGAUUUACGGCAAUCAGUGCUUAAGAUACGUUAAAAAUUCAGAGUCGUAAUGAGUCUGUGUUGUGAUUAGAUAGCUCGAAAGCAAUGCUUAAAAAAAAAAAACAAUAGAGAGAUUCACUGUGACAUAAUAAAUAUGCUUAAACAAGACGAAAAAAUCUCCACAAAAAUUAUCCGAAACCUAAAACACAUAAUAUGUCGCGCACCUUACCUCAAUGAUCUUUUUGAUAAUUUCAGCAGUUGAAAAAAAAGAAGUACAGGAUAAUAUGAUUUAUUAGGAUGUAAAGAGAGAAGAGAGAGAGCGAAAUUAAUCCGGCGGGACGCUCGGAAUUUUCUGUGACAAGUUUUAAGCGUUCCUCGCGAGAGAAUAUUCUGUGAACGGCAAAAAUCAGUACGCUCUAUAAGUAUAGAUAAUGUCGCGUGCAUGAUAUCACAACGCACGAGCCCUCUUCCGAAUUCCGAUAUUGUUACAAAAUCUGACGCUGUGCUCACCAGUUCCAAAAACAAACAUAGUGUUCAUAAUUCGCGCAGAGAAUCGAACAUGAUUUUUGGAAUUAUAAUAAAAUUAUUAUAAUAAAAUUAUUUUUUAUUGUCUAGAAAGAGAGAGGAGAGAUCUCUCUUGAAUCUCAUUCGCCAGUGACUUUGCUUUGCGACAGGAUAUCUAUCUGUAAGAUAAUCCUUCCACAUCGAAUGGUUCAUAUAAAUAUAAAUGUACGAUAUAUUGCUCGAUACUGAUCUCUUUUCUUAUAUCGGAUCAAAGCUGACAUUUACAAUUUUCAGAAUGAUGGGCACAGCGUCACGUUUAGUAAAUGCAUAGCUCUUGUAUGCUUUGGACAAUUGUUGACUUUAGUUGAAAAUAUUAUUGUUUUCUUUUUUUUUACACACCUGUAUAGAGAAGCAAAGUGAUCGAUUAGGUAUAACGAUGCGAGACUUUUAGCGCGAUUAAACGACCGCCGUCAUCCGGGCGGAUAAAUUUAGGGACAAUUUUUUUUUUUGCAUAGUGCGCGAAGAGUAAGGCCACGGUAGGUACGAUUCUCGGAGAAUAUUUUGAACGAAAGCGAGUUGGGAUGAUUUGUAAAGUAUCUCGAAGCGAAGCGUAAAAAGCGAGCGUGCCGAAUGUGGCUGUGCGAAUAAUAAAGGACCUUUAUUUGCCACGUAAACGCGACGAAGUGCGUUUUAAACAUAUGUUUAGUAGUCUUCAAAUAUGGAAAAGAAAGGGCCCGCAGUGAGCAGAAAAAAAUAACAACUUUCCUUAGGAUUUCUUUUGCUAUUUCCAAUAUAUGCGCGUCUUAUUUUUCGAGAAUCACCGUCUCUUGGAAUCUGUUCACUCAACAACUGUCGCAAAAAUGCAAAGUAUUUAAGCCAAUUAGCAGACAGCAGAGAUGUAUACAUUUAAUAACGUAAGAGCUAGCCGCGAUUCAUGUUCCAAAUGAUUUACUUCGCUGCAUUUCAAGUACACACAUACAUACAUAUAUAUAAUAUUUUUUUUUUUUUUUACGUAAAAUAAACCGUUAAAAUCGGAAUGAUGAUGAAAGAAAUAACGGUGUAUCUUAUGUUUUUAAUGGUAUAUAAUAUGUUUUAAUUAUAUGUAUCUUAGUCCAAACGUGUAUGCGAUACAUACUUUUGCAUACAGUAUGUGUUGAUUGUUCGCAUAACUUUUUAAUAUUUGUAAUGGAAUUUUUUUUGACGGAUUUCCUUAACCAUCUGCUGCCCAAUAACUUUUUCAAAUCUCAUUUUUCUUAUACGUUUCUCUUUGCAUUCAUCGAUAAUUAUAAAUUUAUAUAUAUAUAAGGUGCCUAAGAUUUACUGCACCAUCUGCUAAUGGCAGAUUUUUGAGAUCAUUUUUGAUGAUUUUUCUUCAGCAAAAAUGUUGAGGCAUCAAUAAUUUCUUUGUUAUAAGCGAUUCAAAAAGGACUUUUUGCAAACUAAACUUUAAGAGAGUUAAAACUAUAUGUUUUAAUUUAUUUCAGAUAUAGUUUUAAUAGAGAGACAGAGAGAGAAUUUUAAUUGAAAGCUUACAAAGAUAUAUGAUGGAAAAAAUUGGAAACUUGCAAAAAAUAAUGACCUUUCUCGACAUUUUCAGAGAAAAAAUCAUUUCCAAAUGAUCUCAAGAAUCUAUUAAGAGGUGGUAUAAUAUAAGUCUGAGACACCUUGUAUAUACACAUACACACACAUAUAUAUGCUUGUAUUUUUUCAAAUACAGAUUAUAUACAGAUUUAUUCUUCCUUAUCUUUUUUAUUCAUAUACAAGGUGCGUUCGAAAUUACCGUACAACAGCCGAGUGUGAACCACAGUUUUACACGCAAUAUAGUAAAUAAUUUUUUACAAUUCCAAAGAAUAAAUUGGGCAAUAGACUGGUUACUUUCUUAAUUUUUGAUCGUGUUACGUAACAUAUUUGUUAAUUAUCACGAAUGCGUCUCUUGCGUGUUUACACCAGAUGAUAAAUCUUUUUUCUGCGUGCAUUAUUUUGUUUUUUCGACAAUUUUAUGUUUUAAUGUAAAAUUUCAUAUUUAUAAUAUUAUAUCUAAUGCGAUAAUAUAUAUAUAUAUAUAUAUAUAUAUAUAUAUAUAUAUAUAUGUGUGUGUGUGUGUGUGUGUGUGUGUGUGUAUGUAUAUGUAUAUGUAUGUAUGUACGAAUGUGUGUGUACGAGCGGUCUUUGUAAAAGUCUGUUUGUAAAGCUCACGCUCGCGAGUCUUAAUUCCGAGGUCAUUGGAACAUGUUCCCGCGGCGGGGAAGUAAAGUAACUUAAGUUUCCUAACGUCAUGUGUAAAAGCAUUGUGUUCAGAAACAAAUAUAACUAUAAUAUGACUGAUGCGCCUGAGAGGCGAUGUGCGAGCGUCCUUUGAGAAUUAAGUAUGAGAGAGGUAAAUGUGGUAAUGUCUUGAUGAUGAUGAUGAUGAUGUCUCGUUUGGCGCAAUGGUAUGCACCACAGUCGGGACAAAAAAAAAGAAUAUAAGAAAUGAACGCAGAGAGCGAGGGAAAAAUCUGUAUAUGUGGAUGCGUAUGAACGUUUGUAUGUGUGUGUGUGAGAAAGAGAGAGAGAGAGAGAGAGAGAGAGAGAGAGGAGGAAACAAAAAACCGAUUUAUUAAGAUGAAAAAAAAAAAAUAAUAAUAAUUAACAAAAACUCUAUACCGGAUGAAGGAAAAUGAACUUGUAUCUAACGUGUAUACAUUGUCAUAACAUUAUUAUGAUGAUUAUUAUAAUUAUUAUUAUACAUAUAAUAAUGUAAUUGAAAAUUUGAAACGAUAUUACAUAAGGUUAAUAAUAAACAAAAGCAUCUUCA